AUUAAAAAAAGGAAAACUAUUUCCCUCUUGCUUUUAAUUAACAAAAUUAAUUUCAAAUCUUACAAAUUAGGAACUAGUAAGAGGUAGAAGACAGCAUAGGAAAAACUCAAAAGGAAAUCCCUUUGAUGCAAGCUUUUUUGAGCUAUUUAUAGUUUUUGUUUUCUUUUCCAUUCCCAUUUCUUAGAGGAAAGAGCAAAGAGAUUAAUGGGUACUGUUAAUCAAGAAGCAAUCAAGCAAUUACAGUUUUUGAUGGAAGAUGUUGAUGAGCCACUGAAAGAGACAUUUCAGAACAUGCACCAUGGGAAUGUAGUGGCAACUUUGGUGCGGUUUCUAAAAGCAAGGGAGUGGAAUGUCCAGAAAGCCCAUAAAAUGUUGGUUGACUGUUUACAAUGGAGGAUACAAAAUGAGAUUGAUAAUAUACUAGCGAAACCAAUCAUCCCCACUGAUCUCUAUACAGCAGUGCGAGAUUCUCAGCUCAUAGGAUUGUCUGGUUACUCAAAAGAGGGUCUUCCUGUCAUUGCUUGUGGUGUUGGGCUUAGUACAUAUGACAAAGCAUCUGUCCAUUACUAUAUACAAUCUCACAUUCAAAUGAAUGAAUAUAGAGAUCGUGUAAUAUUGCCUUCUGCAACAAGAAAAUAUGGACGGCCUAUUAGCACUUGUUUGAAGGUUUUGGAUAUGACUGGCUUAAGGCUUUCAGCAUUGAAUAACAUUAAGUUAUUGACUGCAAUUUCUACAAUUGAUGACUUGAAUUACCCAGAGAAGACGGAUACAUAUUACAUUGUCAAUGUACCGUACAUAUUUUCAGCAUGUUGGAAGGUUGUGAAACCUCUUUUGCAAGAAAGGACAAAGAGGAAAGUGCAGGUGCUGCAGGGUUGUGGGAGGGAUGAACUUUUGAAGAUCAUGGAUUAUGAAUCUCUUCCGCAUUUCUGUAGAAAAGAAGGAUCUGGAUCAGGUCGAAAUGCGAGUAAUGGAACUAUUGAUAAUUGUUUCUCUUUGGACCAUUCCUUCCAUCAAGAGCUCUACAAUUAUGUCAAGCAGCAAGCUAUGGAAUUUGAAACCACAAUACCAAUAAGGCACGGAUCAGUCCACGUGGAUUUUCCCGGGCCAGACCCUCAAGAUGCUAAAAUUGCAAAGACCAUAGAGGCUGAGUUCCAUAGGAUAGGGAAACAAAAUAGGCUUUCUCACUCGAUAAAUGGCCUUAAAGUCAACGAGUAGAAUUAAAGAAUAUCGACUACACAUCCUUGGCCCGAAUAUUACCAACAAAGCUCAAUGCUUUUUGAUGGCUGAUAUCUAGGAAUUUCUCAUAGAUAAGAGUACCUUUUGUACUUCAAUUAUCAAAUAUAAUAGCAUUUGAUUGUAUCCGCUCGAUGCAUGUCUUGUAGGAGAGCUAAUGUUCGUCUAACUUGACAUUGCAGCCGUGGGUUGGAGUAUAUUUUCCUCUAAUUACUGAGGAAGCAUUGAAGCAUGAGAAUCAAGUGCAGGGUUUUACAACUUUAGUUGCUUGUAAUAGUGAAAUUAGCAUGUUCUCCCAGCUUUAUGCUGUAAUCAGUUAAUUUGCCUUCUUUUUUUCUGAGCUAA
Messenger RNA from Carica papaya (papaya), 1578 nucleotides. Its product is annotated as Sec14p-like phosphatidylinositol transfer family protein. The record is from RefSeq and is a predicted model, not a curated record. Lineage: Eukaryota; Viridiplantae; Streptophyta; Magnoliopsida; Brassicales; Caricaceae.